CGAAAGCUCGUUCUCUUUCCGGAAAAAUCAGAAACAAAUCUCGAAAAUUCGAUAUUUCUCCCUCCUCUCCGUUUAAAUACCCGAUGUAUCCGAUUUGUUGUAACAACACGAGCGAAAACAAUCUCACAGGCCAAUCACCAAUUCGAACCUGUCAGCAAGUUCUAGUUAUUUUUACGCAAGGUUGAAGAAUAGAAGAUGUCGUUAAUACCAAGUUUCUUCGGUGGACGAAGGAGCAACGUGUUCGAUCCCUUCUCUCUCGACGUUUGGGAUCCGUUUAAAGAUUUUUCUGUCCCUUCGUCUCUCGCAUCUUAUUCGGAGGAAAAUUCUGCAUUCGUGAACACUCGAAUUGAUUGGAAGGAGACUCCAGAAGCGCAUGUUUUCAAGGCCGAUGUACCAGGGCUGAAGAAGGAGGAGGUUAAGGUUGAGAUUGAAGAUGAUAGGGUUCUUCAGAUAAGCGGAGAGAGGCAUGUUGAGAAAGAGGACAAAAACGACAAAUGGCAUCGUGUUGAGCGAAGCAGUGGCAAGUUUCUGAGGAGAUUCAGGUUGCCGGAGGAUGCGAAAAUGGAUCAGGUGAAGGCUUCUAUGGAGAAUGGAGUUCUUACUGUCACUGUGCCUAAGGUUGAGGCUAAGAAGCCUGAGGUUAAGGCCAUCCAGAUCUCUGGUUAAGGAAAAUCACAUCUUUUCUGGAUUUGUAUUGACCGAUUUGUCUUUGUGCAUCUGUUAGAUAUUAGAUUCUCCAUACUUGAAAUCGAUAGUUCUACUUUUUGGUGUGGAAAAGAAAGAUAAUGUCUAUGUAUAUGUCUGUAUGUUUAUGUAAAUUUACAUGAUUUUUCAUUUACGUUAAGUGAAAUUAGCUCAGCUGAUUCUAUGUUUUGGUAGAAACGCAGUGCACAACCAGGGAUUAGAAUGUAGGGGACAUUGACUUGUUGAAGCUUGCCAAAUAUUCAUAUAGAUAAAGUUUGCUUU
Messenger RNA from Prosopis cineraria, 966 nucleotides. Its product is annotated as 17.5 kDa class I heat shock protein-like. The record is from RefSeq and is a predicted model, not a curated record. NCBI's taxonomy places the organism in Eukaryota, Viridiplantae, Streptophyta, Magnoliopsida, Fabales, Fabaceae. The coding region runs from base 196 to 666 and encodes 156 amino acids. Gene Ontology annotation, biological process: protein folding; response to hydrogen peroxide; protein complex oligomerization. The transcript has a single exon.